This is a messenger RNA of Pleurotus ostreatus (oyster mushroom), 1542 nucleotides long. RefSeq lists its product as uncharacterized. Gene Ontology annotation, molecular function: Hsp70 protein binding. Gene Ontology annotation, biological process: cellular response to misfolded protein. The transcript is spliced from 5 exons. Bases 1 to 1542 code for a protein of 513 amino acids. The record is from RefSeq and is a predicted model, not a curated record. Lineage: Eukaryota; Fungi; Basidiomycota; Agaricomycetes; Agaricales; Pleurotaceae. Gene Ontology annotation, cellular component: endoplasmic reticulum membrane.
AUGGAGAGCAACAAGGACGAGGCGAAGCGCUGCCUCGCGAUAGCCCGCAAGCACAAAGAGGCGGGGAACUUCCCCUCUGCACUCAAGUUCUGCCGGAAGUCAGUGGCGCUCUUCGAGACCGACGAAGGCCGCAGCCUGCUCAAAGCCGUAGAAGCCGCGAUGGGCUCGUCGUCAGAGGACGCACCCACGACAUCGUCUUCAACUUCGACAGAGACGCACCCCUCAGCAAGUGGAGCCCGACACCGACAUACAGCUGCACCGUCAAGUAGCGGUUCCAGCAAAUCGAAUGGCACGGCUGGUGGAAUGAACGGAGAGAAGCGGGACUAUACUCCGGAGCAGCAUGGUGUGGUGAAACGGGUUAGGGCAUGCAAGGUCACGGAGUACUACGAAAUUCUGGACUUGAAGAAGGAUUGUGAAGAGGCGGAGAUCAAGAAGGCAUACCGCAAGCUUGCCCUGGCUUUGCAUCCUGACAAGAAUGGCGCACCCGGCGCUGAUGAGGCGUUCAAAAUGGUAUCGAAGGCAUUCCAAGUACUUUCAGACGCAGACAAACGUGCCGUGUAUGAUCGAAGUGGAGGGGAUCCCGAAGAUCGUUAUGCUGGGAUGCCUUCUCGUGCUUCAGGCUUCCGCGGAGGACCAUUUGGGAACGGGAACGGAAUGGCCUUUGAGUCUGAGCUCAGCCCCGAAGACUUGUUUAACAUGUUCUUUGGUGGCGGCGGCAUGGGCGGUGGCAACGUCCGUGGAUUCCAGUUCGGCGGUCCUGGUGUUUUCACUGCUUCGUUUGGGCCGGGAGGUUUCCGGACAACAGGCGGGCGAGCACACCACCAUCAGCAUGCCCAGCAAAACAACGAGCGCGCCGAGCCUCGGAACGUCUUCCUCCAACUCCUCCCCCUCUUCGUUCUCUUCUUCAUAUCAUUCUUCUCCUCCCUCCCCUCCCUCUUCUCCUCAUCACCGUCCCAAGCCCCCGAUCCCCAUUUCUCCUUCAACCCGACCCAACGCUACUCAGUACAACGGUACACAUCUAAGUACGGCGUAGCGUACUGGGUCGAUCCCAAAGAGUUCUUGAGCCACCCAACCAUCGGUCCAGAAUUAGCUAAGAGCGGAGAGACGCUGACCAAGUGGCUAGACGAUUUGAAGCAGUGGAAGGAAUGGGAGCUUAGGGAGGAGACGGCCGAUCUCAGGGCUGACCAGGAAGCCGAAGCGAAAGAAGAAAAGGCAAAGACCAACGUCGUAGAUCCCAAGAACACGCCAGAAAACAGAGCCGUUCGCAGAGCCGUAAAAGCCGCCAUGCGUCGACAGCAACGCGUUAAGAGCAUCCCUCGUCCUUCAUUACCUACGUUAUCGCGAUUCGAAGCGUCCGUAGAGCGCAUUUACUCAGAGGACCUCUACGCCCAAUGUAGACGCGUCGCGGAGCGCAAGGAGCGCAGAAAAGACUCUGAAGUAGGUAUCUUCGGAAUCGGCGCCGACUGGGACAAGGUGCGGCGGAUUGAAGCAGAGGCGAUAGAAAGCUGCGAGAUUCUACGUGGUUUGGGUAUCAUACGAUGA